Molecule: messenger RNA, 1093 nt
Organism: Candidula unifasciata
Lineage: Eukaryota; Metazoa; Mollusca; Gastropoda; Stylommatophora; Geomitridae
Source: the annotation of a GenBank genome assembly
AUGGAAGACCUGGAGACAGCGAUACUGACUCAGAAACUGAUGCUCUUGCUGAUGGACUUUAGUGUGCCUGUAGAGGAGGAUGUGUUAAGACCUGCACCCAGAGAGGAUGAUGCACUUCUGCUGAGGAAGAGGGAAAGACAAGGUGAAGAAGACAUGAUCCAGAUGGCAUUGCGGAUGGCGGAAGAAAUGUCUGGCCCAAUUGAGGAUCUGGAGACGUCCGUGGAACCAGUUGCAGUAAGCUCAGAAGCACCUCCGCAGCAGCAGCACCUGACCAUGCAGUCAUACGAGACCCAGGCAGAGGAUGAUUACAUUCCACAAAGAUCUGUUCCGCAGCGGGUCCCCAAGCGACCCAGCCGAGGCAGAACCCCAGUGUCUAGAGCAAAGAAGCCGCGCUUGGAGCAACCGUUUCAUGGCGAUGCUUCCAUUCAGUCUCAGAUUCAGUCGAUGGAGCCACCUCCCGAUGCCAAUUUCCGUUUAAAGUUCACUUAUGGGGUGCAUGCCUGGCGACACUGGAUUGCCAACAAAAAUGCAGAGGUUGAAAAAGCCAAGCAGGCCACUGGAAACUAUAAGUUGCGGAAUUUUCCCAGCGAUCUGUUGAAAUGUACGACCGAAGACCUGAACAAUACAUUGUGCAUGUUCAUUAGGGAGGUUCGGAAGCCGAAUGGAGACGAAUAUUCACCGGACAGCAUUUACUAUCUGUGUUUAGGUAUCCAGCAAUACCUGUUUGAGAAUGGCAGAAUUGACAACAUAUUCACUGACAUCUACUUCGAGAAAUUCACAGACCGCUUGAACGAAAGCCUGAAAACACUGCGGCCAAAAAUCAAUAGCCAAGGUCAGAUGCUGUGCCGUAUUGAAGAGGAGCACCUGUGGGAGAGCAAGCAGCUCGGGGCCCAUUCUCCGUUCAUCCUGCUAAACACAUUAAUAUACUUCCACACAAAACACUUCAUCCUGAAGACAGCCCAGGAACACCUGUCCCUGUCCUUUGCUCAGAUCCUUAAGCACUGGAAGAAAGGCGUGCCAUUGAAGGGACCAAGUGCUGCCAGCGGCAAGAAUGUAUCCCUGAGAUUCUACUGCCUGGCCAAUGGCAAGAAAG